AUGAGUCGUUAUUUCGCAUGGAAUGCAGUCGUUCUAGUUCGAGCCACUUUACAGUUACUUUACCCUUCCGUCAACCUGUUACUGAUGAAAUCAGAUAAAACAGAUCCAAAAAUUCGCCUGCAAGAAUAUCAGCUUAACACAGUUACGUACGGGGUGAAUUGUGCGCCGUACCUUACCAUUCAUGUGUUACAACAUAUCACGGAUUCUGACUGCACCGAAUUCCUAUCCAUUCGUAAGGCAUUGUUAUUUCACACAUAUCUUGAUAAUAUAUGCGUCGGUGCCGAUUCCGAAGAUGCAGCAGUACAACUGCAGUCUGCACUGAUCGCUGUUCUCGGCCAAGUUGGGCUGGAAUUAAAGAAAUGUUCCAACAAUAUUCAUUCAAUUUUGAAUAACGUGCCCCCGGAAGACAGAGCGAACGGUGCAUUGCCAUUUGACGAAGGUGACGGAGUUAAGGUGUUAGGUCUCCGAUGGAGCCCAUACAAUGAUGCAUUUCAAAGUGAGAAGCUGAUAACUACGAAACGAGGCAUGCUAUUGUUAAUAGACCGAAUAUUUGACCUUUUAGGACUUCUAUUGCCGGUCGAUUUUAUGGCGAAACAUUUUAUGAAGCUGGUAUGGCAGGCUAACGUCAUCUGGGAUGAACCAUUACCACCUUCCGUCAGUGAAGUCUGGCACCAAUCUGUAACAGAGUUGCCGAAACUUCGGAAACUUUGUAUUCCGCGCUUUGUUCAUACGCGGUUCAUACGUGUUGUAUGCGAUUUCUGUGACACAUCUGAACGUGGAUACGCAACAGUCAUUUAUAUUCGUUCUGAAACUUUAUCAGGUUCUUCUUUCGUGUCCUUGCUGGGUUCUAAAACUAAACUGGCCCCGAUUACUGCAUCGACAAUCCCGCGGUUGGAGCUGUGUGGCGUAGUCCUUCUAGCAAAGUGA
Molecule: messenger RNA, 927 nt
Organism: Rhopalosiphum maidis (corn leaf aphid)
Lineage: Eukaryota; Metazoa; Arthropoda; Insecta; Hemiptera; Aphididae
Exons: 2
Coding region: 1-927 (308 amino acids)
Source: RefSeq, a predicted model, not a curated record